Messenger RNA from Racocetra persica, 1320 nucleotides. The record is from the annotation of a GenBank genome assembly. Lineage: Eukaryota; Fungi; Glomeromycota; Glomeromycetes; Diversisporales; Gigasporaceae.
AUGGAACAGAAGCAUAUUGAGUACAAAUAUAUGAAUGGCUUCGGCAACCAUUUUUCCUCUGAAGCAUUACCUGACUCUUUACCUAAAAAUCAAAAUUCUCCACAAAAAUGUCCCUAUGGUCUUUAUGCCGAACAACUUUCAGGAACUGCUUUUACAGUAGAUAGGAAGCACAAUGAGCGAAGCUGGCUUUACCGAAUUCGUCCUUCCGUUGCCCAUAAACCAUUCACAAAAGUUGCUGAAAAAACUGGCCUUGUGAGUCAAUUCAGCAAUACUAAUGACGUUAGUUAUAUUCCGAAUCAAACUCGCUGGGAUCCGUUCAAAUUACUCUCGGAGAAAGCCGAUCUAUCGCAAAAUGUAAAUUUCAUUUAUGGUUUGCAUACUUUAGCUGGUGCUGGAGAUCCAUCUAUAAGAAAUGGUUUAGCUAUCCACAUAUAUAAUGCAAAUCAUAAUAUGGUUGAUACUGCUUUUUACAAUUCCGACGGUGACUUUUUGAUAGUUCCGCAACAUGGUCGACUUGAUAUAACCACUGAAUUUGGUCGUAUAAUGGUUUCUCCUUGUGAAAUUGUUGUUAUUCCACGUGGCAUUAAAUUUGCUGUAAACCUUCCUGAUGGUCCAAGUCGCGGCUAUGUUUUAGAAGUUUUUGUAGGUGCAAAUGGUCUCGCUAACCCACGUGAUUUCUUGACACCUACGGCCUUUUUCGAAGAUAAAACAAAUUGUAAUUACACUAUCGUGAAUAAAUAUGUUGGCCAAUUAUUUGCCGCGAAACAAGAUCAUUCACCAUUUGACGUUGUAGCUUGGCAUGGAAAUUAUGUUCCAUAUAAAUAUGAUCUCAACAAUUUUAAUGUUAUAGGUUCCAUUUCCUUUGAUCAUCCGGAUCCAUCCAUAUUUACUGUGCUUACUUGCAAAUCCGCAUUUCCUGGAACUGCGAUCGCGGAUUUCGUGAUCUUUUCUCCUAGAUGGUUAGUCCAAAAACAUACUUUUCGUCCUCCUUAUUUCCAUCGAAAUUGCAUGGCAGAGUUUGUGGGACUAGUUAAAGGUAGAUAUGAUGCUAAGGCGAAAGGAUUUCUUCCUGGUGGUGCAAGUCUCCACACUCAUAUGACAGCGCAUGGCCCAGAUACUACCACCUUUGAGAAAGCGUCUAAUGAGGAAUUAAAGCCGCAGCUAGUAUCCGAGGGCGCAAUGGCUUUCAUGUUUGAAUCCUCUCUAAUGCUUGGCAUAACUAAGUGGGGCUUGUCAUGUUCAGAACUUCAAAAAGAUUAUAAUGAAGCAUGGGAGGGCUUGAAAAGUUAUUUUGAUCCAAAUAAUCGCUCAGGAAACUAA